Molecule: messenger RNA, 1424 nt
Organism: Drosophila hydei
Lineage: Eukaryota; Metazoa; Arthropoda; Insecta; Diptera; Drosophilidae
Exons: 2
Coding region: 88-1233 (381 amino acids)
Source: RefSeq, a predicted model, not a curated record
CAAAGCGUAUGCCGCAGCAAGUGCUUGUUCCGGUCGUCCAAAUCAGUGUGAACCGAACGUUUUGAGCUGCGGAUACCUUUAUAUAGUAUGAGCGAUCAUAAGAUUGCAAAGAGCGAUGCCUCUGCCAGUGAGCGAAGUUCGCCCACGUUACUGCCCGAGGGUUAUUCCCAUUUUCAAGAGGGCAUCAAAUGGGUAUCGGACCUAAUGGAAAUCGAGGAUUGCGAUGCGGAUUGGCUGCUGGAUGCCGAGUUCAUCUGCAAGCGGAUCAGCGAGAUUAUGUGCAAAAAGGAUUGGAUAUAUAAGUUUGUGCUGGAGCACCUGUUAUCCACGGCCACCUUCUACAGGGGCUCCAAAAUUGACGUGCCGCUGGACUUUGAGCAAUAUUUGCGCUUCUACAUGCCUUUCCCCGUGACACCGAUCUUCAAUGCCGCUCAGCCGGGCUAUAUUAAUCUGUAUGCACCCACCACUCAUCCUAUGAUUACCAAAGGCUAUGUGAACCCGGAGAACGUGCAGCUGCUGUUGCGUGGCAAUCUGCGCGAUGCCAUCAAUCAGAUCAAGGGCAUCUACUGCGACAGUGGCGUCCACUACAAGCUCACCUAUCGCACACACGAGAUCGGGGAUCAGGGCUUCGUGCAUGAGAUAUUGGCGUGCGAGAAACGUGAAUCCGGCAUGCCGAGCAUCAUAUCCUUUGUCUUCCUGCCGGCCCUGCAGUUCAAGUUCGCCGACUUCCCCUUGCCGACGUUUGUGCCCGCGGGUCCCGCCUGGGCGCACUGCAACAACGUCUACUAUUGGCUGGCCCUGCUGCAGGUCUAUCCGCAGUACGACCAUCGCAGCUUCUGCCCCUAUGUGCCGCGCAUGCAGUUCAUACAGGACGAGCGCAUGCUCAAGUAUCGCAACGUCCUGCGGCUGCUGGUCAAGAUCGGCAUUGGCAAUAAUAUACCCGAUAUAUCGGAUAUAUUUGUGCUGAAAGGUCUGCACUUUUUUCGCCUGCGCUACAGCAUGAGCUGCGACUGCAAUCUGUCGUUGGCUACUCUCUUUAUGGAGCUGCUCAACAUACACACACAGAUCAUCUACAAUGAUGCCGUGCAGAAGGUGCUCAUCUUUGGCGGCUGCCAGCAGCACUGCAUGCAGGAGGCGCUCAAGCUGGAUGCGAUAGCGCGCAACGUUUCGAUGUUCUACUAUAUGAACUAUAUACACUUGGAGCAUCUGAAGCAAAUGUUUGGACUGAUAUGAAAAGGGCAUUGGAUUACAAAUUCUUAGCGCACACACAGGCACACAGCCAAACAGAUCGUAAGACUAGCAGUGAGCUCACAUUACGUAUACGCAAUGUAAACAAUUGAUACGAGAUUUGUUUGUAUACAAAGAUAUAGAACUAUAUAUGUCUAUAUAUAUAUAUAGCGGGACAAUUGCACAAACACAUUUGU